This is a messenger RNA of Brassica napus (rape), 2914 nucleotides long. RefSeq names its product L-arabinokinase-like. NCBI's taxonomy places the organism in Eukaryota, Viridiplantae, Streptophyta, Magnoliopsida, Brassicales, Brassicaceae. The record is from RefSeq and is a predicted model, not a curated record. The transcript has 5 exons. Bases 252 to 698 code for a protein of 148 amino acids.
GCGUCCGCAACGGGGGGUUCAUCCCAAAUCCUUAACGCUAAAGCAUAUGUUAGUUUUAAUAAAAUAAUAAUAUUUAGGCUAAUAAACGUAAGGAUUGGUCCGUCAUUAGGAGGUUUAAGGACUUGAUCCUUGUGGUACGUGGCCGAAUUUGAGUGGAUCGUUUGUUAAAGCUGGAGAUUUAUUAGUUCUUUAGAAUCAGUCUUCUUCUUCCCCUCAGCGAUCGUCGGAGAGAUAUUUUCCCGUCGAAGAAAAUGAGGAUUGACGAUAACGAAGGCGUCUCAGCUUCCAGCAAGCACCUGGUCUUCGCUUACUACGUCACUGGACACGGCUUCGGUCACGCCACCCGCGUCGUCGAGGUUGUCCGUCACUUGAUCGCGGCCGGGCACGACGUUCAUGUCGUCACCGGCGCGCCUGAUUUCGUCUUCACGUCCGAGAUUCAGUCUCCUAGGCUUAAGAUUCGAAAGGUUCUUUUGGACUGUGGAGCUGUGCAAGCUGAUGCUCUGACUGUAGAUCGUCUUGCCUCCUUAGAAAAGUAUGUGGAAACAGCUGUGGUUCCUCGAGCUGAAAUCUUGAAAACAGAAGUGGAGUGGCUUCAUUCUAUCAAAGCUGAUUUCGUGGUGUCUGAUGUUGUCCUCGUAGCGUGCCGUGCAGCGGCUGAUGCUGGCAUACGUUCUGUCUGUGUCACCAAUUUCAGGUGACGUUUAUUAAUAUCCUACUUUCAGUUUUGGUGUGUCUUGUUUGGCCUCCUGAAGUCUUGAGCGUGUUGUAGUCCACGUUCACAACCUAGCUUUUGUUAUCAAGUGUUCAACUCCCCUGUUUUAGAAGAAAAUGUUUAUAGUGAAAAUAUAGUUACAAAUUGAUUUUCUCCGAUGAUCGAAUUGAAUAGUGCAAAUUGGUUUCACGCUCAGCUUGAUCCUUGAAGUUAGACUUUCCAUUGAUUCAUGAUUGACCAAAAAUUUGAUGCUGAAUGGUUGAGCUAGGAUUCAAUGUAGGUGACACCAUUGCACACAUCAUUUUUAAUUACAAUCCUUAACUAUUCAAAAAGUAAAAAAAAAAAAAAAAUUAAUAUUCUAAUCCUAAGGACUCGACCUCCCAGCCUCACUGUUGCGCAUGCUCUUACUAUCUUUCAAUGCGAUUCUGCGUAAAAGCCCAUUAACCACUUCCACAAUGUUCUUGAUGAAGUCCAACUCUGGAAUCGAACUGCAAAACAUAAAGUGUAAAGAAAAGAUAAAUACUCUUUAAGCUUCUAAUCAUACCUAUUUUCUCUAUAAGACAAUCCAAUUGUUUCAGCCACAAACUUCAAAGCUUUCUUCCAUCUCAAGACCCUAAGACGUGGAUGCUUCUUCUGCAAGUUUGGGAACGGUUUGCCAAAAUCUCCGGUCUGUUUCUCAACGUGGGAAGUCUUGACCUUAUAAAAGACGGGUAUCACGAAGUCAAGUUGCUUCCUCAACAAGCAAUUCCUUAUCUCAGCGAGCUCGUCCAAGCACCACCGUGACUCCAAGUAACUGAUGGAAAAGAUGACGAUCACGUACGAUCCGAGAGUUUUUGAUAUGGUUAAAGAGAUCCUUUAACCGUUCUCCCGUUGCAUUGCUGUCCGUGAACACAUUGACGUUGCUAUCUUUCAGAUGAUGUUUGAUAUGUGGCACUAGUGUCAGCCGCAGGUCUUUCCCUCGGUAACUGAUGAACACUUAAGACCUAUUCUUCAUCUCAGACAACAGUUUUGGAUCUCUUUUUUCUUGAGGGUGAUUUGAGGAAAGUCAACCAAACAAUCUAGAAACUGAUUAAGCUCGUUGUUACUUAAUUAGCAAACUUUUAAUUGUAGAAGUUGAAAAAUCACCAGGUCAUCACUAGCUAGGAAGCAUCAUUUGCAUGAUUUUUGUAUUUUUUAGAAAAAUAUGUUAUCGAGUAGUUGACCAAACCUAAAUAAAAAAAAUGUGACACAUUGUACAUGCAUAUAAAAUAAGCUUAUCGUAUUGAAUUUGAAAACAUCAGGAAAUGUUAUGAUAUGAUAAAUCUUUGGGAGUGUAAGUGAAGUGAUGGUCAGGGCCUUGUCACGAUUUAGCCAGGCCCAUCAUUUAAAAUGUUUAUCCAACUAACUUAUUGAAAAUGAAAACAUCUCCCAAAUCAAAACUUAUCUCAAGUCAUCAUAAAUCUAAUCGUUGCUUAAUUAGUUAACAUUCUACUCACACCUUUGCUUUUGGAUUGAGACAGCAGAUAUUAUCCAAAGCCAAAGAGCGCACAUCUCAUAACACUUGUAAAACACAUGCAGCCAAUAAAAUUGCACAUUAAACCCUUUUCAGUCUGCCGUUAGUCUUUGACUACAUCUGAACUGGAUAACAGAGUAUAAACUAAUCUGAUUGUUUUUAUUAGUUCUGCUGUUUCUCCUUCAUCCAUUAAAUCCCUCUUUAAAUUCUAAAAGAACGCGUUUUAAUAUUUUCCCUUUUUUGUUAUAUCGAACGCGUUUUAAUUCAUUUUCGUGGUUGUCAUGUGACUGCGAAACAAAAUAACAAUAAUUAGAAUGAAGCUUAUUUGUCGCUUUUGAAUUUCGAUUGGUAAAAUGCUUUUGUGACAAUCAUACGAUUGUAUUGGUUGGGAAAUAUGCAGUUUCGUUCUCUAUUCAUGUAUUUAGAAAUGAAGUUAUGAUAUUGAUUGGGACUGUACGCGUCAUUUGUGGAAAGUUUAUAUCAAUGAUCACUUUAUACCGCCAUGUGAAUUGCUCAUAAGCGGUAAUUCUAGGGAAAAAGUAUAAAGAAUUAAAGUGAUGCAAAAAGUAGUAAGUGGUUUUGUUCUUUUCCAACCGUCAUUAACGGUUAGUUUCACCGACCAAAGUAAAUGACACUUCAAAUUAUUGCGAAGGACCAAGGUCUCUGAAUAAAAUAUUUUAUGCGCUCAUGAACACUGAAACUUUUUUGUG